This is a messenger RNA of Apiotrichum porosum, 1221 nucleotides long. RefSeq lists its product as uncharacterized. The record is from RefSeq and is a predicted model, not a curated record. Lineage: Eukaryota; Fungi; Basidiomycota; Tremellomycetes; Trichosporonales; Trichosporonaceae. The coding region runs from base 1 to 1221 and encodes 406 amino acids. The transcript is spliced from 4 exons. Gene Ontology annotation, cellular component: nucleus.
AUGCAACAGACACCCAGCUUCUUGCCAAUCCCAGCAACUGCCCAUGGUGGGCCUCCUCGCGGAAGCUUCCCUCGCCAGACCAGCUUCAGUGACAUGAAUGCCCAGGCGGGGCCGUCCAGGAUCGGUGACUCGUCUAUCAGCGGCCUCAGCACCAUGAUGCAGGCGAAUGGCACGCCACCCAGCAAUGCGUCUCCGUCAUCAAACCCCCACUCUGGAUUCCAUCCAGGAUCGUUUGGAGCACCGUUGUCCUUCUCUGCGCUCGCUCUUGGGGCUACACAGACAGGCUCAUCGCCGUACUCGUCGAGCAUGGCCAUGAGCAUUAGUCCGCCCAGGUGGGCGCCAGGCAGCAUGGGAGGCUUCGGCAGUGGUAGCUUUGUGGGCAGCGUCGGUGCUCUGGGUACUAGCUUUGGCCGAACAGCCGACAGUCGGGACCGUGAGCUCGAGGCCAAGUACGUCAAGGACUUUACGUGCUGUGGCAAGCAGCUCUCGGGCCUGCACGAGUUGUUGGAACACUAUGAGGAGCACCAUGCCGGCCUCGACCCUGACGUUCGCAUGGCUGCAAUCAACGCUGUCCAGUCUGGCCAGGGGCCUGUUCCCAUCGCCAAGCGUUCCUUCACUCCGUCCAUGGGUGCCAUGGGUCACGGUGAUGCACCGACAACGCCUGGCAUGAUGGACAUUGAAAUGGACGAGCCCAGCCCAGUCACCCCGAGUGCCCUCCUCCAGCAAGCCUCAGUCGCAAGUCUCAGUGUCAACCUCCAGCCGGGAACCAAUGUUCCUUGGACCGGUGCGUUCAGGACCCUUACAACAAACAUGCAACCGCCUGCAUGUGUGCCGCCCAGUGUCCUCUCGUACGCACCGCCACCGCCAGCAGCGCAGCCUCCCACACCGACGACACCGCGUCAGUCAACGUCAUCAUCGGCUUCGACACCGGCUACUCCUCAGCUCCCUGUCGGCGUCACACCAGAGCAGCUCGCCCAGGCCAAGAUGCUCAAGAAGGCGCAGAAGAGGGCCGAGAAGCAGGCCAAGGAGGAAGAACAGGAGGAGAGCCAGGACCCACCGGGGGAGAAGCGCUUCCGCUGCCCAAUCGAAGGAUGUGGCAAGGUAUACAAGCAGGCCAACGGUCUCAAGUACCACCUUACUCGCAGUAUCAACUCGGGCCACGGCAAUGUCGCGGCCAUGGGGGGGCUCAUGGCUCUCCUCGACAACGACAGUCAGUCAUAA